ACGCGCGCCCCGCAGCCGAAGCCGCUCCAGGAGCCUCACGUCGCUGACGGACGGCGAGGACGCCGUCGGACACAACCGCCUGACGAACCACUUCCGGAUCCUGGAGAUCAACGGCAGCCAGGGCAGCCUCAGCCAGGGCCCCGAGUCGAGCGCGGGCUCGUCGGCGGACUCGUGCAGCGGCUGGGACGCGGUGGACUCGGUGUGCGACAUCAGCCUGGUGGAGCGCCUCAUCCGCUCGCACCCCGUCUGGUUCCUGCCCGGCAUCCAGCGCGCCGGCGCCGUGCACCUGCUGCAGGCCAAGGAGGAGGGCAACUUCGUGGUGCGGCAGUCCAGCCAGGCCGCCACCAUGGCCAUCUCGGUGCGCCUGCCGCCCCUCAAGGGGCCCUACAUCGAGCACUACCUGGUGCAGGCCAACGAGAACGGCCAGCUCAGCCUGGAGAGCUCCGACAACCGCUUCGACUCCAUUCCCCAGCUCAUCGCCCACUACUGCCAGUGCUGCGACGAGCUACCCGUUCAACUGACGCUGCCUCGCGCCGUUCGCGAGGCGAGGAACAGACAACAGCUCACUUCACUGGCUCUACUCGGGCAAGAGUUUUGGCGGUACCCCAUGGCGAACCCCCGGCCCCCGGACGCGUCCAACGACGCGGCCGCCGACAGCCAGGGCGUCACGAUCCGCAGCAGCGGCAGCAACAGCCAGGCCAGCAGCCUCAGCAGCCUCGGCAGCGGCCACAACCAUCCCGCCGCUGCCGGGCUGGACGCCGACGGCCACGGCGACUCCAUCGUCCUGAACCUGGCCCCGCUGGCGUACUCCCCCGACUCGCAGCCCCCUAGUCUGAUGAGCACGUUCAAGGGCGGUUCCACCCCCAGCUCUGCCGCCCCCAGCGAAGGUAUCGCAAGCCCCACCAUGGGCCUGGGCGCGAGCGCGCUCGCCCUGGGGCUCGGCGGCCUGGGCCCCACCUCGCCGACAGGCCCGCCGACAGGUACGGGGCAGACGUCGACCUGCUCCUCCAUCACGUGUUCCUCCACGACAACUACUGCCGCCGCUUUCUGUCGUGCACAGCGCCCCACACCUCCCAACACCCUGAACCUUGUGCCCGCCACGGCCACGGCCUCGGCCACGGGCCCGGCCUCGGCCUCGGCCACUGCGCAAGGUCCGCGGUCCGCGUCCGCCAGCCCGGCGCAGGGUGUGCUGACGCCGAGCACCCUCGGGGGCAAGACCCCGCCCCCGCCCCCUCCCCGCUGGGCCAAGCCUUCUCUAGCUCUAAGUCAAACCCCCACCGCUUCAGAAGGCCACGACCUGACCCCGCCCCCCAAUCUCGAGUCCAAGAGGCCGUCGCUGGAGUCGGACGGGCUGCACACGCUGUCGUCGCACAGCAGUGUGAGCAACCUGACCGAGUCGCAGUCGCUGUCCCUCUCCCUCUCCCAGUCGCAGUCGCUGUCGCUCGGGCAGCAGGCGCAGCCCCAGCAGCCCCGCAGCCACGGCCCCAGCCAGGUGACGUCGCCGUCGACGCCCAGCGAGUCCCUCAGCAAGUCCAUCGGGCGCGGCAGCCGCCGGCACCGCGCCAGGAAGGAGUCGAACCACUACCAGGAGUCCGACAUCCUGGAGUCGCCCACGGUGUACUACCACAGCUCGCUGGCCGACAAGCAGAGCGACUACGAGGACAUCUGGCAGCAGGAGAUGAGCACGUUCAAGCCGCAGGGCUCCAGGGCGCCGUCCAGGUCGUCGCCGUUCUCCUCGCCUGAGGACAUGAGCGUCGGCUCCGGCCACCAGCGGCAGCCCGACCUGCUGGAGCGGGUGGGCACGCCGAUCGUACCAGAACCGACCCAGAACCUGUUCCACCAACGCAACCGCCUGGGCCUGGCGCUCACCGUGUCGCAGUCCUGCGGCAACCUGACGCCCACCAACGGCAGCCCCGUGACCCCCGCCAACCGGUCGCCGCCCCUGGACACGGGCGCGCCGCACACACCGCACACACCAAACGGCAACGCGCCGCCCGCCAAGCAGGGCAGCCCGUUCUACGCCGAGCCCGCGGACGCCAUCAAGCAGACCGGCCUCGUGGCGCGCAGGAGACCCAGGCCGCCGGGCUACCCGGCGGCGUCCAGGGUCGCGCAGAGGCACUCCGACCCCGCGCCCUUCCAGCAGUGGCCCUCCGUCACCGGCGGCCGCAUCCUGGAGAGGAUAGACUCCUCGGAGGAGCUGACCAACAUGUCGUCCUCCGCGGACAACCUGGCCAUGCUGCGCAACUCGCGGAGCAGCGGCAGCAUCGCCAGCAUCCUAGUGAACAACAACAUCAACAACAGCAAUAGUGUCAACAACAACCGGCCGAGGGCCAAGCCCGUACAGCCCCCCAGGGUGCGCUCCGGGAAGCUCAGUGAUAACUCGUGGGCCGUGGACUCCAGCUGGGAGUUUAUCGGCAACGACGACGAGAACGAGGGCCCCCGUGAGCAGAGCAGGGACGCCGACGACAACGAACGCCGCUUCCCCUCGCUGGAGCAGCAGGUCACCAGGCUGGACGGCGACCAGGGCGGCCAGGACGCGCCCGUCGUCACCGUGCAGGACAUCAUCCUGCAGAGGAUACCCGAGCUGCGCGCGCUGCCCGAGGUGGUGCCCAAGGACCGCAACGGCAACGGCCUGGUGCUGGGCGACCGGGAGGGCAGCGCCGUGUCCGCGGCCACCGUCACCAGCACCAGGAUGUCGUCGUACGACAACGUGGAGGGGCAGUCGCGGCACCAUGGCUCGCACCACGGAUCUCACCACGGGUCGCACCACGCCUCGGACAACGAGGACGCCCUCACCGAGUUCUCGGAGCCGUGGGACACGUCGAGGUGGGACAGCCUGCUGCGGCGGUCGGAGACGCCGGACACGUCGCGGCUGUCGAGCUGCGCGCCCGAGGACGACGACGACAACGCGGCGACGCACGGCGGCCUCGACGAGCCGCCCCGCCACCCCGGCAUCCCCAGCGCCGCGCUGAUGCGCCAGCAGGCCUCGCGCGGCGCCAGCCUGGCCAGCAUCGGCAGGAACAAGAGCUUCAAGGACCGCCUGGACCCGCUGCUGUCGCCCCCGCGGCUGCACGCCCUGCGGUCCCGCGACUCGGCCGGCCCCGGAGCCUCGAUCCGCGCCUACGCGCUGCACCUGGCCGCCGACAAGAGCACCACCUUCGCGCAGAACGUGGACAACUUCAUCGCGUGCACCAAGGAGUCGCGCGAGACGCGGCCGCAGGUCGUGAUGCGCAACAUGCGCCAGUUCAUGUCCGGCAUGAAGAACUACCUCGUCAAGCACGGCGAGCGCGAGUUCGACGGCCAGGUGGAGAAGGAGAGGGGCAAGCUCAAGGCGAACGAGUUCCUGAACCUGGACGCCAUCCUGGAGGGAGUGAUGCACAAGCUGGUGGUGCGCCCCCUCAAGGAGCACCUCUACAAGCUCUUCGUGGAGGAGUACACGCGUUCAGGGGCCAUCCAACUCUUGGCCGAGAAUAUCCAGUACGCUCGCACCAAACCUCUACACGAACUUGGAAUUCGGUCCAAGAUAAUCCCACCUACAGAGAAGAGCUUGGAGACCAUCUGUCACUUCCUUCGACGACUUCAAGAAGUUGAUUCUCCAUUGGAGAAGCUGGAAAAUCUUCUUACCUGCAUCUCAGCCAUUUUCAAUUCGGUGAAGUCCUCGAAUGCAGGUCGAGGCUGCGUCACUCUUGGCGCCGAUGACUUCCUGCCUCUGUUUGUGUGGGUUUUGGUGCAGAGUGGAAUGAUGGGUGCGGAAAUAGAAGCGGAAUACAUGUGGGGGCUUCUGCACCCAUCCCUUCUCUCCGGAGAGGGUGGAUACUACUUGACCACUCUAUCGUCGGCUGUCCAUGUUCUGAAAAAUUUUAGAGCAUGCUCAGAAGAACAGAGCCGUUCUGUGGGCAUUGGUCAAAGCCUCGAUUGGGGCAGUGGACCUCUUACAGAGUUCCGUUCAGUUCUCAAGAUUGUGGUUCCUGAUGAACUUCACGGAUCUAUUAUAACUAAAACAUUACCAGUGAGACCAAACAUGACAACUAGAGAAGUAUGCAAGAUUAUUGCACACAAAGCCCGCAUUACCAACCCACAGGACUACGGCUUGUUCAAGCUUGUUGAUGGAGAAGAAACCUUGCUCACAGAUGCAGAGUGUCCUCAGGAUGUCAAAGGGGGAGUUUCUCAAGCAGGAAAACACUGCAUGUUUGCCUAUAAGCGAAUUGAUGCAAAAAUUGCAUGGCCAAGAACUGCCUCGCCAAUGCACUAAAUCUGUUGUUAUAUUGGGUACUUCUAAACAUAAAUAUUGUGAUCACUUAAAAUUUUCAACAACCCUCAAAAACAAAUUGUAUUACUCCUGUGGUAAAUGUAUAAAUAAUUUUUGCCUUUCAAGCAUUAGUAAGCAUUUCAUUGCAUCUUCAGUAAUGUACCUCCACUUAAUUUUCUAUUUCUGCAAUGAUGAGAUUUAAUUGUAAGCAGUAUUAAGAGCUGUGACAUUUUCCCCCUCAUUCUAAAUCGAAACCAAAAUCUGUUUACUGCUUUUUCUUAAAUUUCCUUAACUAGGUUCCAUGGGAGUAGAAAGAAAUUCUACCUACUGUCACUUGUGUGUGCCAUUUAAAAUUCUAAGGUCUAUGUAUGAUUUGUUAGUAUGUCUGUGUCAAAUCUUUCUGAAAGUUUAAACUGUGUUGCGGCAGAAAUAGGGAUAAAUUUGGUGAAAAUAGUGCAACAUCUCUAUCUUAUGUAUAAAUAUUCAUUAAACUAAAUUAUUGUAUGUGACUUUACUGUGUAAAUGUUAUGUGUAAAUUCUAUGGUUUACUUUUGUUCAACUAGACUGUGAUUAACUGUAUAUAUAAAUGUAUUCAUAUGUUAAGUGUUUAAAAUUUUUGUAUUAUAUAAAUACUUUUGUUAUGUGUGCUCAAAUGAACCAUUACUGCAGAUUUCAUCCGGCUCAUUUUAACUGAAUAGUCAUUCACAAGAAUUGGCAUGUAAUCACACUUCUAGUUGCUCCUCCCAGAGUGCUAUGUCAAGUAUUUUGUAAAUAUUUGUUGUUGGUCAUAUUUACUGGGAGUGUUCUAGAAAUAGAGUGCAUGUGAUGUAAACCAUUCAUCCUGUUUGUCCGUGCAAUGUUUCAUUAGAGAUUGUCAAUGGGAACAUAAUCAUACUCUAUAUGGUGUAUUUUUAAUAAAUUUAUUUUUCCUAUGAUUUAGACUUGAAUGCUUUUGAAUUUGACUUAAGAAAUGUUCGAAGGCACGUGCACUGAUUAUCUUAUUUAUGCCUCUUGUGUUGAGUGAGACCAAAUUUUACUAUUUGAUACUCUAAGUGGUUUCAUUCAGUACAAAAAAAAAAAACUUCUGCAAGUUCUCAACAGUGAUUCUGACCAGUCAAACCAUCUUUUCCUAUUUCUUCAAAAAAGGAGAAAUAUUGUUGGACCUCAUAUUACUUAUCAACUUUUCUCUUUAACUUGUCCUUUUUUUAAGUAAACAGUCUUAAAGCUCUUUUACUAAUGAACCAACUAAUUUCAAGAUUCCUCUAUUCUUGCUUACCAAUGACUAAGUUUUAACUAAUUAUACAAAUUUCAAUUCAUAUGUUAAGAUAAUGUGUCUGCUUUUUUUUGUUAUUGUUGUUGUGUACAUAGCAAUUUACUAAUAUGCUAGUCAUGAAGACUUCAGAGAUGGAGUAAGAGUAGUUAUAAAUUUCAAAAAUAGAUGCCAUACUUGAUCAAACAGCUGUCACACUGUAUGAAUCAAAUUGACAUUGUAUUGUUAAAGCCCAUUGUACCACAUUAUUCAUCUGGGUGCGAGGAGACGUAAUCUUGUAAUCAUUUUGCAAGUGAAUAUACUCUUUUCCACAGC
Messenger RNA from Thrips palmi, 5834 nucleotides. It is a transcript of the gene spri, whose product is annotated as protein sprint. The coding region runs from base 347 to 4252 and encodes 1301 amino acids. Gene Ontology annotation, biological process: signal transduction; vesicle-mediated transport. NCBI's taxonomy places the organism in Eukaryota, Metazoa, Arthropoda, Insecta, Thysanoptera, Thripidae. The record is from RefSeq and is a predicted model, not a curated record. The transcript is spliced from 18 exons. Gene Ontology annotation, cellular component: cytosol; endocytic vesicle. Gene Ontology annotation, molecular function: small GTPase binding; guanyl-nucleotide exchange factor activity.